Molecule: messenger RNA, 852 nt
Organism: Aspergillus nidulans FGSC A4
Lineage: Eukaryota; Fungi; Ascomycota; Eurotiomycetes; Eurotiales; Aspergillaceae
Exons: 3
Coding region: 1-852 (283 amino acids)
Molecular function (GO): nucleic acid binding
Source: RefSeq, a predicted model, not a curated record
AUGGCUAUCCCCAGACCUAGCACCCCUCCAGAGGCGCCUUUGGAGGUGACUGAGAUAUCUGAAAGGAGCCAAAGUUCUAGAUGGCUAAGUCGCGAUGAUCGGAUUUGCAUUUUGACUCUACGAGAUGCUGGUUUUACCUAUCGUCAGGUGCAAUAUACCUGCCAGAAUGAGCAAUCUACUCCUCGAAAGCCUCCUGGCCAGCGCCCGAAGCUAUCAGAAGAGGAUAUAGACAAUAUCAUUACCUUUAUCUCUUCAUCACAACCCACCUUUAUCGGACGAUACAAAGCGUGCUUCCAUACCAGAAUCUGGGUUACUAGAAGAGCAGGAGAAGAGCUAGAUGAGACCUGUAUUUGUUUGUCUACCCCCAAAAAGCAUGGUUGGAUGUUUUGGGGAUCAUUUUAUGGAGAUACUAAAGGCCCUUGCCUUUUCUGGGAGAAAGAAUGGGGCUCUAUCAAUGCAGAGAGUUACUGUGAGCGAAUUGUGCCUAUUAUUGACGGCUAUCUUCGCCUGAACCGACAGCAAGGUAACUAUCUUUGUCUUAUGCAUGAUGGAGCACCUGGCCAUGCCAGCAAAGAUACUAUAGCAGAGCUUCAUGAGCGUAGUAUCUAUCCUAUUAGUUGGCCUGCCUUCUCCCCUGAUCUGAACCCUAUUGAGAUGGUAUGGAACUGGAUGAAAGACUGGAUGCAAGAGAGAUAUCCAGAUGACCGCCAGCUAUCUUAUGAUGCCCUACAAGAAAUUGUACGAGCUUCAUGGGAUGCAGUCCCUACAGACUUUUUGGAAGGCCUUAUUGGGUCUAUGCAAGCCAGAUGUCAGGCAGUAAUCGAGGCAGAGGGUGGCCAUACAAAAUAUUAG